This is a messenger RNA of Lathyrus oleraceus (garden pea), 720 nucleotides long. RefSeq lists its product as uncharacterized. The record is from RefSeq and is a predicted model, not a curated record. Lineage: Eukaryota; Viridiplantae; Streptophyta; Magnoliopsida; Fabales; Fabaceae. The transcript has 2 exons. Bases 1 to 720 code for a protein of 239 amino acids.
AUGGUUGAGGAACUGAAAGGAAAUCACGUGGGGUUAAUGAGUUGCGGGUUCGUGGGUUUUGAAGAUGGGUUUUGUGACGCCGGUGACGGAAAGUGGUGGUGGAAUCGCGGUGAACAAAAGGGUUUGUUGACGGCGGCGCGAUUUGGAGGUGAAGCGGCGACGGUGGUUAGGUUGAUGGCGGAAGGAAGAAGAAGGGUUUUCGUUGAGUUUCGUGUUGUGGUUUUGAGAGGCUUAGGAAAAAAUGCAGCUAUUACUGAAGAAGGUCUUUUCAAAUUUUCUACUCAGGUAUCCAUUCAGGUUGAAGUUGUUAAAUCCUUUAAUGACUCGGAAGGAGCACAAUGGGAACACUCACUUUCUGAAAAUCCCAAUGAUCCAGACACUUUUAAACGAAGGUGUAAAAUUGCAGAGGUUCUUGUUGAGAAUAACUUUGAUUUGGCAUUCCAAGUGAUCUAUGAAUUCAAUCUUCCUACUGUCGAUAUAUAUGCUGGUGUUGCUGCUUCUCUUGCUGAGAGAAAAGGAGGCAGCCAAUUGACAGAAUUCUUUAGGAACAUCAAGGGCACAGUAGAUGAUGAUGACUGGGACCAGGUUUUGGAUGCUGCAAUAAAUGUAUAUGCCAAUAAGCAUAAAGAACGGCCAAACCAUCUAAUAGACAUGUUAACUAGCAGCCACAGGAAAGCUCUUGCUUGUGUAGUUUGUGUCGGCUUAAAAAGUGCAUUUUAG